Molecule: messenger RNA, 2091 nt
Organism: Nilaparvata lugens (brown planthopper)
Lineage: Eukaryota; Metazoa; Arthropoda; Insecta; Hemiptera; Delphacidae
Product: short-chain specific acyl-CoA dehydrogenase, mitochondrial-like
Biological process (GO): butyrate catabolic process; fatty acid beta-oxidation using acyl-CoA dehydrogenase
Cellular component (GO): mitochondrion
Molecular function (GO): flavin adenine dinucleotide binding
Source: RefSeq, a predicted model, not a curated record
UUUACAACCUCAAUCGCCAAUUUUGAAGCAAUCACAGUCUUUUUACUGAUCGUCUAACUUCCAAAACGUUGCUAAUUUAUCUUACCAGUGAGUUCUGAGUUGGAUAAAAGUGACUAUCUUCUCAUAUUCAAGUGAUAAUCUUUAAUCAGUCAUUUUAUUCCAGUCAAUUCUGAAACUUCAUCAUUUUCCAGCUCAUUGAUUAUCCCAAAACUUGUGUUGCACCACUAAUCAAAAAAUGUUGCAUUCUUUUGUAUUUUCAACUGAUAUCUGGAAGUGAUUCAUCAAACCACUAAUUAUUAUAAUAUUUGUGAAGUGUGUAACCUAUAGAAUUUCCACUAUAGAAGUUUCAACAGUGGUUAUAAUGUUUUCUAUCAUUUUGAACUCUAAUAUUACUAGAAAAGUAUUCAACACUCGGAUUUUACUCUAAAUUGGUUGCCAUUCCUUAUUCAAAUUUUGUGUUAACAUUUUUCAAACAAAAAUACCAAUGUCUGAUUGUAUUCUGAUCUACAACAAUUUCUUUGCUGUUGGUAUCAACUUUUUGUAGGCGUGGCUAUUUUCAUCACUACCGGCUGAAUCAAACGCUAUUUGAAAUAUCCGACGAUAUUUUUCCUCAAUUUCUCAUUUUAAAAUAUUAAUUGAGUAAAAUAAUGACGUUGUCUUUCAAGAGAGUGACGCUCCAAUUGCUCAAGCGCAAACUCCUUCUACAUGAGACUUAUCCAAGAUGUUUUGAAAAUAUUAUUUCUCGAGGUAUAGCAUCCAUAUCAACCCUAUCAGAAACCCAUCAGAUGCUCCACAAAACCUGCCGAGAUUUCGCCGACAACGAACUCAAACCCAACGCAGCCAAAUUUGACACGGACCAGUCCUACCCAAAAGAGCAAAUCAAGAUGGGUGCACUGGGUCUGAUGGCAGUGGAAGUCCCCGUGAAUCUAGGAGGCACAGGGUUGGACAAUCUGGCUUACGCCAUUGCAACUGAAGAGAUAUCCAGAGGCUGUGCCUCCGCCGGUGUUAUAAUGAGUGUGAACAACUCACUAUAUACGGGCCCCAUUUUGAAAUUUGGUUCACAAAAACAGAAAGAAGAGUAUGUGAUCCCUUUCACGACGGGUGAGAGAGUAGGGUGUUUUGCGUUGAGUGAGCCGGGGAAUGGAAGUGACGCUGGCGCUGCUAGUACUGUAGCGGAGAAAACGGGAAACAACAGUUACAAACUCAACGGAACCAAAUCGUGGGUUACCAACGGUUACGAAUCGGAAGCUGCUGUUAUUUUCGCAACCACGGAUAAAACUAAGAAACACAAAGGCAUCAGUGCGUUCAUCGUACCUAAACCUAAACCUGGUUUAGCGCUGGGUAAAAAGGAGGAUAAACUGGGGAUCAGAGGAUCGUCCACUUGUAACCUGGUUUUAGAAGAUUGUGAAGUUCCCGAGGAAAAUAUACUGGGAGAACCCGGUUUUGGGUUCAAGAUCGCUAUGAUGACUCUUGAUUCGGGAAGGAUAGGCAUAGCUGCUCAAGCACUUGGGAUAGCUCAAGCUGCCCUUGACUGUGCAAUGGAUUACGCAGGGAAACGAACCGCCUUCGGAGGACCAAUCACAAAGCUGCAAGCUAUCCAGAUGAAAAUUGCAGACAUGUCAGUGAAACUGGAAAGUGCAAGACUGUUAACCUGGCGAGCAGCGUAUUUGAAAGAUUUGAACCAAUCCUACACGAAGGAGGCAGCUAUGGCUAAACUGUGUGCUUCUGAGACGGCUACAUUCAAUGCACAUCAAUGCAUUCAGAUGCUGGGUGGUAUGGGGUAUGUCAAAGACAUGCCGGCCGAGCGUCACUAUCGGGAUGCAAGGAUUACUGAAAUCUAUGAAGGCACUUCGGAAAUACAGCGGUUGGUGAUUGCUGCUAAUGUUAUAAAACAAUAUCAAUGAAUGUAAAUUUAUUAACUGAAAAAUCAUGAAUGAAUGAAAUGUAAUUCAUUGCUAACAUUUAUUCAUUAUUGGUGUUUGUAAUUAUAAUUUUUUCAGUUAUCUGCAUUCUGUAUUAAUAAGAAUCAUUGGUGAUCGCUGAAAAAGUUAAGAAACAAGAUCAAUAAACUAAAUUCAAUGAGCCAACUGC